Brassica rapa (field mustard) is the source of this 3990-nucleotide messenger RNA. Its product is annotated as cytochrome P450 71B2. Gene Ontology annotation, molecular function: nucleic acid binding; oxidoreductase activity, acting on paired donors, with incorporation or reduction of molecular oxygen; iron ion binding. Gene Ontology annotation, biological process: DNA integration. The record is from RefSeq and is a predicted model, not a curated record. NCBI's taxonomy places the organism in Eukaryota, Viridiplantae, Streptophyta, Magnoliopsida, Brassicales, Brassicaceae.
UUGAAGAGCUUGAUGCUUUUUACCAGCAUGUAAUUGAUGAUCACUUGAAACAUGAAGCUCAUGCAGGAAAGAAAGCUAUGGAUUCUCAGGCGGAUAUUGCUGCACUCUUGUUAGGUAUGAUGGACAAACAAGGAGACAAAGAUUAUCUCAAGCUCAGCAUUGAUAAUAUCAAGGGAGUCAUCACGAAAUGGACAUUACAAAUGGAACAUCAACCAAGAUCAAUGCUAGAGAUAUUUGUAUACCAGAUAGUGGAACAACGCACACUAUUAUGAAGCACAUAAAAUAUUUUUCUGAACUAAAACCGACAAAUAUCACUGUUAAUACAAUAUCGGGUCCUGCAGACUUGAUCGAAGGAAUUGGUAAAGCUCAUUUCACGUUACCCAACGGGACAAAAUUCUCGAUAAAUAAUGCACUAUUUUCUCCAAAGUCUAAAAGGAAUUUGUUGAGUUUUAAAGACAUAUAUCUUCAAGGAUUUGAUACUCAGUCUGCAACUGAGGAUGAAAAGAAGUAUAUGUAUAUUACUCUUGAGAAAUCGGGAAAACAAAAGGUAUUGGAAAAAUUACCAAAACUCUCUUCUGGUCUACAUCAUACAUAUAUAAGUGCCAUUGAAUCACAUUUAGUGAUUAAGGAAAAUUCUAGUGAUUUUACACUAUGGCAUGAUCGUUUUGGUCAUUCAGGCACUACAAUGAUGCGAAAAAUCAUCGAGAACUCACAUGGUCAUUCACUGAAACCCCAAGAAGUUUAUCAAGGGAAUAAAAUGACAUGUACUGCGUGUUCUCUUGGAAAGUUGAUUAUAUGACCAUCGCCAACCAAAAUAGAUAAAGAGUUACCAAAGUUCCUUGAACGAAUUCAAGGCGAUAUUUGUGGACCUAUACAUCCACCUUGUGGACCAUUCUAUUAUUUUAUGGUAAUGAUCAACGCGUCGAGUAGAUGGUCACACGUUUGUCUAUUGUCCUCUCGAAAUAUGGCAUUUGCGAGAUUUUUAUCUCAGAUAAUCAAAUUAAGAGCUCAGUUUCCUGAUUAUCCGAUAAAGAGAGUUAGACUGGACAACGCUGGUGAAUUUACCUCCCAAGCAUUCAAUGAUUAUUGUAUGGUAACUGGAAUUGAUGUUGAACAUCAUGUUGCUCAUGUUCAUACACAAAAUGGUUUGGCCGAAUCAUUAAUUAAACAUCUGCAACUGAUUGCAAGAUCAUUGAUUAUGAAAUCUAAACUCCCAACUUCUGUGUGGGGACAUGCUAUUUUGCAUGCAGAAGCAUUGAUUCGAAUAAGAUCAAGUGCAUAUCACAAAUACUCUCCAAUACAGUUAGCCUUUGGACGAGAACCAAACAUUUCUCAUCUAAGAAUUUUUGGUUGCGUUGUAUAUGUGCCGAUUGCACCUCCCCAAUGUACAAAGAUGGGACCUCAAAGGAGGUUAGGGAUAUAUGUUGGUUGUGACUCUCCAUCAAUUAUACGAUACCUAGAACCGCAAACUGGUGACGUAUUUACGGCACAUUUUGCUGAUUGCCACUUUGAUGAAAAAGUAUUCCCAGUUCUAGGGGGAGAAAAUAAACAAGUAGGAAAGGAUAUCAAAUGGUGUGUACCAUCUUUACUACACCUUGAUCCUCCUACAAAACAAUCGGAAUUAGAGGUCUGUCGGAUUAUGCAUUUACAAAGCAUCGCAAAUCAACUACCCGAUGCUUUUGCAGACACCAAAUUGGUUACAAAAUCCCAUAUACCGGCUGCAAAUACUCCUGCUCGUGUAGAAAUGCCACAUGAACGUGGAGUAGAAGAUAAUACACGAGAGUCUAAAAUACGCUUGAAGCGUGGUAGACCUAUUGGUUCUAAGGAUAAGAAUCCUAGAAAACGAAAGGAGUCAGAAAAACAAAAUCUUUCCAAUAUAGAAGAAAAGUUGGAAGAGAUUAACAACGAGGUCAAUGACAAUGUUAAACAUCAUGAUUCUGAAGAAAAUCAUGAGAUUUCUAUUAACUACAUUCAUAAUAGAAAAAUAUGGAAUCGAAACAAAGUGAAUGGUGUUGAUGAUCUUUUCUCAUACUUUGUUUCGAAGGAAACAGAUGAAGAGAAUGAUGACCCUGAACCAAAAUCUAUCUUGGAGUGUCAAAGGAGACAUGAUUGGAUAAAAUGGAAAGAUGCAAUACAAGUCGAACUCGAUUUACUUAACAAACGAGAGGUAUUUGGUCCUAUUAUAAUCACACCUGAAGCUGUGAAGCCAGUUGGUUACAAAUGGGUUUUCGUUCGGAAACGAAAUGAGAAAAACGAGGUUAUGAGAUAUAAAGCUUGUCUUGUAGCUCAAGGAUUUUUUCAAAGACCUGGAAUCGAUUAUGAAGAAACAUAUUUUCCUGUUAUGGAUGCAAUCACAUUUAGAUUUUUGAUGAGUCUUGCGGCUAAUCAAAAUCUAGAGAUGUGUCCAAUGGACGUUGUUACUGCAUACUUAUAUGGAUCUUUGGACACUGAUAUUUAUAUGAGAAUCCCUGAAGGAUUUAUAAUGCCCUAAUCAUUAAGUUCUAAACCUAAAGAGUUAUGUGCAAUAAAAUUGCAAAAUUAUUAUACGGUUUAAAACAGUCUGGACGCAUGUGGUAUAAUCAUCUCAGUGAACAUCUAACUAAAGAAGGAUAUGUAAACAAUCAUAUAUGCCCAUGUGUUUUCAUCAAGAAAACAUCAUCUGGAUUUGUUAUCAUUGCCGUAUAUAUUGAUGACCUAAAUAUUAUUGGGACUAAAGUCGAAAUACAAAAGGCAUCUGAUUAUUUAAAAGGAGAAUUUGAGAUGAAAAAUCUCGGACAAACAAAGUAUUGUCUUGGCCUACAAAUUGAGCAUUCUCAAAAGGGUAUAUUUGUACACCAGUCUACAUAUACAAAAGAGUGUUGAAACGAUUCAACAUGGACAAAUCGACUCCACUUAGUACUUCUAUGGUCGUCAGAUCACUUAAUGUCGAAAAUGAUCCCUUCGACCACACGAAGAAAAUGAAGAUAUACUUGGUCCUGAAGUGCCUUUAAGUGCAAUAGGAGCACUUAUGUAUCUUGCUAAUUGUACUCGACCUGAUAUAUCGUUUGCUGUUAAUCUUUUGGCAAGAUUUAGUUCAUUCCCUACGCAAAGACAUUGGAAUGGGAUCAAACAUGUCUUUCGCUAUCUCCAAGGAACGAUUGAUUUAGGAUUAUUUUAUCCUAACAAUACUAACGGAGAAAUAGUUGGUUUUGUAGAUGCAGGAUAUUUAUCUGACCCUCAUAAAGCUCGAUCACAAACAGGGUACGUUUUCACGGUUGGAGGAACCGCUAUAUCAUGGCGAUCCCAGAAACAAACACUUGUAGCCACUUCCUCGAACCAUGCUGAAAUAAUCGCUCUCCAUGAAGCAAGCAGAGAAUGUGUUUGGCUCAGAUCAAUAAGUAAACACAUCCUAUCAAGUAGUUGGAUCAACGUCGACUCAAAACCGACCAUCAUAUAUGAAGACAAUGCAGCAUGUGUUGCUCAAACAAAGGAAGGAUACAUCAAAAGUGACCAAACCAAACAUAAUCCACCAAAAUUCUUCUCAUAUACCCAAGAACUCGAGAAGAGUAAAGAAACUGAAGUGAGAUAUGUUCGAUCCUGUGACAAUGCUGCAGACCUCUUUACGAAGUCAUUAUCCACUACGACAUUCAGAAAACAUGUUUACAAUAUUGGAAUGCGUCAUCAACAAGACCUGUAACGAUCGUCUACUCGAGGGGGAGCUUCUGAGUUGUACUCUUUUUACCUUACUAUGGUUUUUUCCACUGGGUUUUCCAAGAAAGGUUUUUAAUGAGGCAACAAAAGAUGAUAUACAUGAGACAUUAAUGAUACUGAUCUCCAAGGGGAAGUGUUACGAAAGUCAGCAACACUUUCGUGUGAGAGUUGAUAUGGAGCCCAUAUCAUUUAAAACUCACAGUAACAUUUGUCGAAACCUCUUCUAUGUAAGGAAUUGUAUUGCGAUCAUUUUAUGAUGCCCCUUUCGAACGUAAUAACAUCAAUCUCUCUUAUUUGGUA